UUACCAUAAACUAUCGCUGUUGACAUGCCGAUUCCGAAACUUGACAGGAAGCAGGAUUGGGUUUUUAAAUCAAGGGCAGAUAACUCUAAUGAGAAAAUCCUGACUGGGGGAAGUUACAGCUGUGAAGUGAAGCUAUGUCCAAGAACCACGCCUAUGCACUGGGUAUUGACAUUGGGACGACAUCAGUCAAGGUGUCUGUGCUGGACAUUGUGUCACAAGAAACCAUCUGUUCCGCUUCCCAGAAGUCAGCAGCAGACACUGUCAGUGAUGUCGGCCAUCUUGGAUCCGAGCAGGACCCUGACAAAAUAUUGCACGCAUUGAGUGAGUGCAUCAGGAAGAUCCCACCUUGUGCCCAGAAGCAGGUUGAAGGAAUCGGAGUGACGGGGCAGAUGCACGGGAUCAUGUUGUGGAAGGGCAAGGAGGUUGCGGAAGCAACUGAUCUGGACACAAAGGUCGUCACCAGUCCCCUGUACACAUGGAUGGACCAGCGCUGCACCCCCGAGUUCCUGGCCACCCUCCCAGCCCCCUCCUCCCACCUCCAGCUGGCCACAGGGCAUGGCUGUGCCACGCUGUUCUGGCUGACUCGCCACAAGGGGGAGGUCGUCACUGACAUGGGGUACGACUGCAGUGGUUCAGUGAUGGACUAUGUUGUAGCGAGACUCUGUGGCUUGAAGAAACCGGUGACUUCGGUCCAAGUGGCAGCCAGUUUGGGCUAUUUCAACACACAGCUGUUGUCUUGGAACACAGGCAUACUGUCUGAGAAUGGCUUCCCGACUGACCUCUUGGAGGAGGUCGUGCCUGCUGGGAAUGUAGCCGGUCAGCUACAGCGUCCCUGGCUGGACAUCCAGCCUCACAUCCCAGUGUAUGCCGCGCUGGGGGACAUCCAGUGUGCCUUUCUGUCUAUCCUACAGGACCCUCACGACGCAGUCCUGAACCUGAGCACAUCCAUUCAAAUGGGCUAUGUUGUCAAGGGAGACAACUCCGUGAAGUCUAGCUCUCUGGAGGACAAGUCUGCCACAUUGUGUUAUUUCCCUUACUUCGGUGAUGAGUACCUGGCCCUGAGUACUGGCCUGAAUGGUGGCAACGUACUACAACACUUUGUGUCGAUGCUGCAAGGAUGGUUCGGGGAGUUUGGGUUUGCUAUGUCUGAAACUGAUAUUUGGGCUAAGCUCUCUGACGCUGCUAUGACAUCAGAAAGCUGCAGUUUGUGCAUCACACCAACCCUGUAUGGAGAGCGCCACCAACCUUCCCUGAAAGCUAGCAUUGCCGGAAUUACCAGCAGUAACACAUCUCUCGGUGAGGUGUUCAGAGGCCUGUGUGAAUCUAUCAUAGACAAUCUACAUACACUCAUGUCGUCUCAGGUUUUAACACAAUCAGGCCAUGUGAAAAGAAUUCUUGCUAGUGGAUCAGUUAUUACUAAAAACCCUAUUGUUCGAUCUAGACUGGAGCUGGUGUAUAAGGACAUUCCCAUUGUGUAUGGACAGUCAGGUGAUUCUGCCAAUGGAGCUGCCAAGAUUGUUAAACUUUGAUUUUUUGUAACAUUAAUAAAGAAUAUAAAUCUACAGUAAACUAUGUUUAAAACGAACACGCAUAUAUUGAACUGACCGAUAUAAUGAACUUAUUUGUUGUAUAUAUGCUUAUAUAGGACUACGGUUAUUACGAACUAAACUUAGUGGCCCCUUAGAGUUUGUCAUAACCAUAGUUUACUGUAUUUUGUUUGAAGCUUAUCAUAUGAAGAUACCAGGCUCCAUGUAGCACAGCUCUGGAGUAACAUUAAGUAUGUUUAAGGAUCUGACACCAGUCCUGGUGUGAUUCCACCCAGACAGACACCAGUCCUGGUGUGACCCCACCAAGACAGACACCAGUCCUGGUGUGACUCCAACCAGACAGACACCAGUCUUGGUGUGACUCCAACCAGACAGACACCAGUCCUUGUGUGACUCCACCCAGACAGACACCAGUCCUGGUGUGACUCAACCCAGACAGACACCAGUCCUGGUGUGACUCCAACCAGACAGACACCAGUCUUGGUGUGACUCCACCCAGACAGACACCAGUCCUGGUGUGACUCAACCCAGACAGACACCAGUCCUGGUGUGACUCCAACCAGACAGACACCAGUCCUGGUGUGACUCCAACCAGACAGACACCAGUCCUGGUGUGACUCCACCCAGACAGACAACAGUCCUUGUGAGACCCCACCCAGACAGACACCUGUCCUUGUGUUACUCCACCCAGACAGACAACAGUCCUUGUGAGACCCCACCCAGACAGACACCUGUCCUUGUGUUACUCCACCCAGACAGACAACAGUCCUUGUGUGACUCCACGCAGACAGACACCAGUCCUUGUGUGACUCCACCCAGACAGACAACAGUCCUUGUGUGACUCCACCCAGACAGACACCAGUCCUUGUGUGACUCCACGCAGACAGACACCUGUCCUUGUGUUACUCCACCCAGACAGACACCAGUCCUGGUGUGACUCCAACCAGACAGACACCAGUCCUGGUGUGACUCCAACCAGACAGACACCAGUCCUGGUGUGACUCCACGCAGACAGACACCAGUCCUUGUGUGACUCCACCCAGACAGACACCAGUCCUGGUGUGACUCCAACCAGACAGACACCAGUCCUUGUGUGACUCCACCCAGACAGACACCAGUUCUGGUGUGACCCCACCCAGACAGACACCAGUUCUGGUGAGACCCCACCCAGACAGACACCUGUCCUUGUGUUACUCCACCCAGACAGACACCAGUCCUUGUGUUACUCCACGCAGACAGACACCAGUCCUGGUGUGACUCCACCCAGACAGACACCAGUCCUGGUGUGACCCCACCCAGACAGACACCAGUUCUGGUGUGACUCCAACCAGACAGACACCAGUCCUUGUGUGACCCCACCAAGACAGACACCAGUCCUGGUGUGACCCCACCCAGACAGACACCAGUUCUGGUGAGACCCCACCCAGACAGACAACAGAUCUUGUGUAACUCCACCCAGACAGACACCAGAACUUGUGUGACCCCACCAAGACAGACACCAGUCCUGAUGUGACUCCACCCAGACAGACAACAGUCCUGGUGUGACUCCACCCAGACAGACAUUAGUCCUGAUGUGACUCUACCCAGACAGACAUUAGUCCUGAUGUGACUCCACCCAGACAGACAACAGUCCUGGUGUGACUCCAGCCAGACAGACAUUAGUCCUGGUGUGACUCUACCCAGACAGACACCAGUCCUGGUGUGACUCCACCCAGACAGACACCAGUCCUGGUGUGACUCCAUCCUGACAAAUAAUAAUCCUUGUGUGACUCCAGUCCUGGUGUUACUUCGGGUUGUGCUGAGAUCUGAACCGAGUCAGAAUAGUACCAAUUUGUACUUGAUAAAACAGAACCAAAUUAGGUGAACAAAUGUGGAUUUUCUUGCAGAAAAACAGACCUUUUUUAGAUUUUUAUAGCGAAAAAGGAAAACAAACAAUAUAUUACCAUUUGCCAUUCAUUUAUUCCACACAAACCAAUUAAAUUCAUAUUUUUUUAACAAUAUACUAACAAUAAUUUAAGAAUUUAUUUCACACAUCAGGUGGAAAUUGUUUACAACAAAUUUAUUUCAGAUAUCCUUAUUUCAUUCCCCAAGUUGUACAUCAUAUUAUUGAACAGGUAAUCUUUCUGAUCUUCAGUGGAAAGGAAGACUUGACCUAAAGACGAUAACAUGAUAUAUCUUAUCCCAGUUUUGUAGAAGUCUUGGCUGUGUAAACGUUUUCCACAGCUGCUACUAGGUGACCAGGGGCGGUCGGGUAGCCUGGUGGUUAAAGCGUUCGCUCGUCACGCCGAAGACCCGGGUUCGAAUCCCAACAUGGGUACAAUGUGUGAAGCCCAUUUUUGGUGUCCCCCGUUGUGAUAUUGCUGGAAUAUUGCUAAAAGCGGUAUAAAACCAAACUCUCACUCAUUACUAGGUGACCGUUCGAGUCGAAAUGGUUACCAUCUGGAUCCUUACUCAUGUUUAGGAACAAAUGUUAAUCUGACAAAACUGGAUCAGGAGGGUAAAGUGGGUGCUGAAGGAGUUCAAAGCCACACACAUGGACUACCCACAGCAAUGAUUGAUUUGUUAACCGAAGCCUUGUCCGGGUAGAAGACCACAUGUUUUCUCAGCUUCCACACAUAUUGGUCUUAAUUUCUUUAAACAUGCAGCAUAAUGAGCUCCAUUUCUGCGUGGUCAUUUGGAAGAUAGUCCACUAUGAUGACGCCCUUGGUAUCCCAGAACAAGUAUGCCACAACCUUUCCAGCUGAUGGGACAGUCUUAGCCUUCUUUGGUGUGGUGAUGUCAAAUGCUUCCUGUCUUUGGAAUCGUUUCACAAAUCACAACAAGAAACAUUUUCGAUCAGUUUCAAACAGAGCUAGAUUGUCACGAGACGUGUGCCUGGUGCGGGUUUUUUUUUAUCAAAUGUCAGAAGCUUUAGACCCCAAAGUAUCAGAUAAUGGAAUCUAAUCCAGAGAAAUGCCUACUGAACCAGCAGUAUGACGCUCAGUCAUUAGCGACCCGUGAAGAUCCGGGGUUGAUUAGGUCUUCAGCAACCAAUGCUUGCCAUAAAAGGCGACCAUGCUUGUCGUAAGAGGCGAAGGUGAUUAAC
Haliotis rufescens (red abalone) is the source of this 4632-nucleotide messenger RNA. Its product is annotated as sedoheptulokinase-like. The record is from RefSeq and is a predicted model, not a curated record. Gene Ontology annotation, molecular function: sedoheptulokinase activity. Lineage: Eukaryota; Metazoa; Mollusca; Gastropoda; Lepetellida; Haliotidae. Gene Ontology annotation, biological process: cellular response to lipopolysaccharide; carbohydrate metabolic process. Gene Ontology annotation, cellular component: cytosol. The transcript has 6 exons. Bases 135 to 1529 code for a protein of 464 amino acids.